Drepanopeziza brunnea f. sp. 'multigermtubi' MB_m1 is the source of this 1491-nucleotide messenger RNA. RefSeq lists its product as uncharacterized. The record is from RefSeq and is a predicted model, not a curated record. Lineage: Eukaryota; Fungi; Ascomycota; Leotiomycetes; Helotiales; Drepanopezizaceae. Gene Ontology annotation, molecular function: protein binding.
AUGACCGCGAUUCCCCUCGACAUCUACUUCCUCAUUCUGUCCAAACUCUCUGCCACGUCCCUCGUCGCCUUCGCCCAGACCAACCGGUUCUUCCGCAACCUCAUCAACCCCGACCGGGAGCUCCUGGUGAAGCGCUUGCUGGAGCUGGAAUGCUUGCCGCAGUACGGCGGCGGGGAGGUGACGAUCAACGCCAAAGCCAAGAUCAUCGUGCCUUCCGGAUUGGUCGCGUAUGCCUGCACCCGCUGCCUCCGGAUCCUCCCCCACACCCACUUUGAUAACCACGCGCUGCUCCGUCUCCGGUUCCGAAAGCCGCCACCAGGGUCACGUGUGGCCGGCAAAAGCGGCGGCUGGGUGAGUAACAAUGCGAAAGCACGGGGGCUGCACCGCCAGGCCGAGCUCCGAGCCGACACGCUGGAGAACUGGAUGCGGCGGAUCAACCCGGCCACCCACAGCGCGGCCGAGUGGACGGCACUCUACCACAUAGGCAGCCAUCGUCGCCGCCGCUGGUGCAACGAGUGCAAGUUCGUCACGGGCAUGUGGGCGCGGGUGUCGUCCUACCGGAGCGGCUGGGAGAGAGGCUUCCGAACCUCGAACAUUGGUCCCGUCGACGUGCCCGUUAUCAAAGGGCGGCACCGGCGCUGCCACGACUCCACGGAGCGCUUUUUCUGGGACCUGUUCCCGCUAGCCGAGGACGCCGAGUGCCCGUGGCGCUUCCAGAUGCACCGCCGGGAAAACUGCAACUGGUGGACGCUGUGGUGGAUCCGCUGCCCGGGUUGCACCGUGUGGCAGGAGGUGGCAGCGUUCCGCCGCGGCCAGGGAAACACGGCGAGAGUCACGCCCUCCGACCCGGAAUUCUCCCUGGUGGAGGGAGAAGUGCAGUUCGAGCAUUGGCGCUGCAACCACUGUUACGUGGCGGAGCGGGGCGAGAAAGAACUGUGGUGGGAGCUGAUGAAAUCCUGGGAAGAGAAGGUCGACUACGAGGUGACUAUGUUCAGAAGUAACCUUGAGGAUACCUUCGGCGUCGUCGACUGUAUCAAAGACGUCACCAGGGGUCGUUACUCGUGGGCGAGCAUCGUGGCGAUGGACAACCUUUCGUCACCGCAGCCGUUGACGAGGGUUCCGACUGGCAGGGAACUACAAAAUGUCACCGAUGACUCUGUGAGGCGGCACUAUUACAUGAUUCUGAGGAGGUGGUAUCACACCUUGGAUAACCCGGGGGAAGCCUUGGGCCGCAUGCUGUACGAGAAUUUCUUCCGCUCGUGGAUCAAUGAAUACGAGGUGUUGGAGAAGAGGGUGAAGAACUUGCUACGCCGCACGCAGAUGCUCCAGCAAGACCGCAGCAUCCUCAUACGCUAUGCAUUGCACGGCGAGGGUCUCGACAAAAGGCAGGAGGAGGCACUUUGUUCCACCAUGGCUGAUUGUACGGACCUCCCGGACUUUCGUUAUAGCUUCUCGAAACUUUUCAUAGCUCAUCAAAGCCUCAAUUGUUGA